AUGAUGAAAAUAUAUUUUCCAUUUUCCUCUUUCUUAUUAUUAUCAUCAAUAAUUGGAAAUCUUUAUUUAUUAGAUGCUUUCGAAAAUGGACGACAAAGAGAAUUAUUAAAAGCUGUUGCUAAAGUAACCAGUCCUGAUGGUUCAAUCUAUGGAUUUGGUACUUUUUCCCAGGAGUAUAGUGCUGAUGCUCAGACACAUAUUAAAGUUAAGAUAAAUGGUCUUCCAAGUGGUAAAAGUUUUGGUAUUCAAAUUAGAGAGUGGGGUAAUUUAACAAGAGGUUGUGAUAGUAUGGGUAAUGAAUUUAAUCCUGAUAAUAUACAAACUCAUAUUGGUAUUCGAUUUCCAGCACAUAAAGUAGGAACACUAGGUAACAUUAUUGAUGGAAAGUUUGAUCAAUGGAAUGAUAAAGUAACACUUUUUGAUAGAAAUAAUGUAUUUGGUAGAGGAUUAGUUAUCUUUGAAAAUCCUGAUGAUGGUGGAAUGAUUUCAUCUCCAAAUAGUUCAAAAGAUGGUAAUGUUGGAAGACCUAUUGCUUGUGGUAUUAUAGGAAGGUAUGCAGCUAAAUUUCUUAAUGACUUUUAA
Messenger RNA from Strongyloides ratti, 582 nucleotides. Its product is annotated as Extracellular superoxide dismutase [Cu-Zn]. Gene Ontology annotation, biological process: removal of superoxide radicals. The record is from RefSeq and is a predicted model, not a curated record. Gene Ontology annotation, molecular function: copper ion binding; superoxide dismutase activity. NCBI's taxonomy places the organism in Eukaryota, Metazoa, Nematoda, Chromadorea, Rhabditida, Strongyloididae. The coding region runs from base 1 to 582 and encodes 193 amino acids. The transcript is spliced from 3 exons.